This is a messenger RNA of Dermatophagoides farinae (American house dust mite), 864 nucleotides long. RefSeq names its product grpE protein homolog, mitochondrial Roe1 (gene Roe1). Lineage: Eukaryota; Metazoa; Arthropoda; Arachnida; Sarcoptiformes; Pyroglyphidae. Gene Ontology annotation, biological process: protein folding; protein import into mitochondrial matrix. Gene Ontology annotation, cellular component: PAM complex, Tim23 associated import motor. Gene Ontology annotation, molecular function: adenyl-nucleotide exchange factor activity; protein homodimerization activity; protein-folding chaperone binding. The record is from RefSeq and is a predicted model, not a curated record.
UUUGAUUUUGUGUGAACAUACAGAACAAAAAAUUUGAUUGAUUGAAAAUUUUAAAUUAAAAUAAAAAAAACACACAUCAUUCGUAUUUUUCUUUCCAAAAUGUUGGCCAACAGUUUGAGAACUGUGAUCAGAACCAAUCUUUUUCGUUCCAUCAUCAAUGAAAGAUCAAAUCGAUGUUUUUCUGUUGUAAAUUUUUCAAACAAAGUCGAUAAUAAUAAUAAUAAUAACGAUGGUGGUAAAGCGCAGCAAGAAGAAAUGACCAAACAAUCUGAAAAAAAUUCCCAAAACCUCAAAGAUGAUCAAGUGAAUGUAGAAAAUUUAAUGAAUGAAAAUAAAACGCUAUUGGAAAUGGUUAAAGAUCUUGAUGAUAAAUAUAAACGUGCAUUAGCUGAAGCAGAAAAUACUCGUUUAAGAUCGAAAAAACAAUUGGAAGAUGCCAAAAUAUAUGCCAUUCAAGCAUUCUGUAAAGAUUUACUUGAAGUUUCCGAUAUAUUCAAAGCGGCCAUUGAUUCGAUACCGGAUGAUUCAUUGAAAUCAAAUAGUGAUUUAAAAAAUCUUUAUGAUGGUGUCAAAAUGACCGAACAAAAAUUGAUGAACGUAUUCCAACGACAUGGUCUUUGUCCUAUAAAUCCAUUGGGAACAAAAUUCGAUCCAAACGAACAUCAUGCAUUGUUUCAAGUGGACGAUCCAAAUAAAGAACCGGGUUCAGUUUCUGUAGUGACAAAAAUUGGUUUCAAACUUCACGAUCGAACCAUACGUCCGGCAAUGGUUGGUGUGGUCAAAAGCCAAUGAUUGAAAUGUGUAUCUUUGUUUGUUUCGCAAAAAAAAAUCAUUGAAUGGUUCAAGUUGUUUUUUUUGAAAAAA